Molecule: messenger RNA, 1511 nt
Organism: Pimephales promelas (fathead minnow)
Lineage: Eukaryota; Metazoa; Chordata; Actinopteri; Cypriniformes; Leuciscidae
Source: RefSeq, a predicted model, not a curated record
CGUCGAUGGGGAGGUCACGUGUGACAGUUAUUCAUAUGAGGUUAACUGCAAGACAGAAAUUAAAAAUAAAUUUUAAAAAAACCCAAAAAAACUGCAAGACAGAUAUCAAACUUCACUUUAAAUAAGAUUAUUUUCAUUCAAACGAUGUGCGUGGGCGUUGGCCGUCUGCCAAGGCGUCCUCUCGCUGCCCUGCCCUGUGACAUCAUAGUAGCCUCCGCUGCACUUCACUGUCUCUCCGCUUGGUUUCGAACGUCUUUGGAAGAACAUUGAAUUUGUGAAACUUGCACGGUAUUAUACUUUUAUACCUCCAAACAUCAAGGAAAGAAGAAGCAGAUGACCGACCGUUCUGUGAAACUUGCCGUGAACUGUGUUAAUCAGAAUAGCUGGACCCUGUCCGACGACGACAAGUUGAGAAUGGCCAUCAAACUUCCUGCGAUCACUAAAGGUCUGGUGGACAACAGGAACCAUCGCCCACAGCUCAGUGUAAACACACAGAGAAAAAAGGAGGAGCUCCUACAGCUGACUCAUGGAAAGCAGUGGAUCAACCAGCCAAUCAUGACGCAGGAGUCAGAUCCCAGGAGGGACCGUAAAAUGGAUUUGUCUUCCACGAAGCUGAAGCCGUCAGCUCUCAUACCGAUGAAGGAUUGGGAAGAGCGGCAGCAAAAAAAUAUGCAUCGACAAAUGCUGAUGAAGGCCAAACCUGCAGUCGAUAGCAAGGGCCCCGAAACACUGCCGCUUAUUAGAGGCAUUCGGACGAAAGUCCAGGAUUCGACCUCCACGAAGCUGAAGCCGUCAGCUCUCUUACCGAUGAAGGAUUGGGAAGAGCGGCAACAAAAAAAUAUGCAUCGACAAAUGCUGAUGAAGGCCAAAGCUGCGGUCGAUACCAAAGGCCCCGAAACACUGCCGCAUAUUACAGGCAAUCGGAAAAAAGUCCAGUUGCAGAAAGAAAGGAAGAUCUGUCUCGAAAACCAGCAGAACGACCAGCGAAUCCUGAUGCUGGAAUCCGAUUUCAGGAGGGAACGCUGGGAAGCUGAGUGGGAACAGGUCCAGCAAUGGAGAGACCACUGCAGACGGUUUCCCCGAGGAGAGACCAACAAACAGGUUCUGAAGCCGUCUGCUCUCUUACCGAUGAGGGAAUGGGAAGAGCGGCAACAAAAAAAUAUGCAUCGACAAAUGCUGAUGAAGGCCAAACCUGCGGUGGACACCAAGGGCCCCGAAACACUGCCGCUUAUUAGAGGCAUUCGGACGAAAGUCCAGUAGGAAGGAAGCGCCGGACAUCGAACAGGCACAGAAAAACUCUGAAGAUGUCAAGUCACAUUUAUUGGCAAAACCCAGGAUCUAAAUAGUCUACUGAACACACUAUGCAGUUUUCCAUUUUUUUGUCAAACAGUAUUUGUAUUUAAUGUUACUGUCUGUCUGACAUUAUUAUUACCUGUUCAGUAGGAAGGAAGCGCCGGACAUCGAACAGGCACAGAAAAACUCUGAAGAUGUCAAGUCACAUUCAUUGGGAA